AUUUUUCCAUGCUUCAAAAUAAGUAACCAAAAAUGAAUUUAAUUUGAAGGGAGACUAGAAGGCCACAUCAUUCUGCCAGGAGAUUUUCUUUUUUUGAAGGUGAGAUUUGGAGAGAUUUGAUGAUUUUCCUUAUUGGUUACAUAAAGAGGAGCAAUAUGGGGCAUAUAAUCAAGCACCCAAGUAACAUGGGGUAAAUUAUCAAAUCUUCCCAUAUAAAGAGCGACUCCUGCCGUCUCUUCGGUUUCACUCAAUCUCUCUGGUACAGAAGAGAGAUUUUAGAGAACCAAACCAAAACCAGGGAGACAAACACAAGGCCGAUAAAUAGAUAGAGAAGUCCAGCUGUGUAGCUCUGUUCUUCAACCUCUGUCUCUCUAGCCGGGGAAAUCCAAGCUUAAUUGCGUGCGUGGCCGCCGGCAAUGGAGAAGAAGAUGUUUCUUGGCCGCGCAUGGCUGCUCCUGGCCAUGGCGGCGGCGGCGUGGCUUGUGGUCCAGGAGGCGGAGGGCGGCGGGCGGCUGCUGGACGCGGGGAAGCUGGAGAAGUUCGUGGACGAGCUGCCGGACAUGCCGGUGCUGCGCGGCUACGGCGUGGCGGACGGCGGGCGGCUCGUCGCCGGCGAGCUCAACGUCGGCAUGUACGACACCACCUGGAAAUUCCACCGCGACCUUCCGCCGACGAGGGUCUUCGCCUACGGCACCAGCAAGGAGACCGCCACCGUGCCGGGCCCGACGAUCAUCGCCGCACGUGGCGUCCCGACACGCGUGACGUGGACCAACCACCUCCCGCGGCAUCACUUCCUCCCGUGGGACCGUUCGCUCUCCACGGCCCAGCCCCACGCCGGCGUCCCCACCGUGGUCCAUCUCCACGGUGGGGUCCAGCAGUCGACCUCCGACGGCCACGGGAUGGCCUGGUUCACCUCAAACUUCUCCUCCACCGGCCCAACAUUCUCCUCCCGUGGGCCGUACCACUACCCGAACCGGCAGCCCCCGGGGAACCUCUGGUACCACGACCACGCCAUGGGCCUCACCCGGGUCAACAUCCUGGCAGGCCUAAUGGGCUCCUACCGCGUCACAGACCCGACCACUGAAGCCCAUCUCAACCUCCCUUCCGGCCCGGCCCACGACAGGAACCUCGUCCUCUUCGACCGCGACUUCACCAGCGCCGGCGAGCUCUUCAUGAACGCCACGGGGAACAACCCCGGGGUGCACCCGCAGUGGCAGCCGGAGUACUUCGGCGCCGUCGUCGUCGUCAACGGAAAGGCCUGGCCGUUCCUCCGCGUGGCCCGGCGGCGGUACAGGUUCCGGAUCCUCAACGCCAGCAACGCCAGGUUCUUCCGCCUCUCCCUCUCCGGCGGCCUCCGCUUUGUCCACCUCGGGUCCGACUCCGUGUACCUGGCGAAGCCGGUGUCCAGCCGGGAGUUCGUGCUCGCGCCGUCGGAGAUCGCCGACGUCGUGGUCGAUUUCGCCAAGGCCUCCGGAUCUUCCGGCCAUGUGGUUCUCCGGUCCGACGCGCCGGCCCCCUACCCCGGGGACCCCGGCGAGAAGCCGGAGACAGUUUCCGUGAUGAAAUUCGUCCUCCCCAAGAGAAGCCCCUCCUCAUCGCCGGAGCUGGAGAAGAAGGAGAUGGAGAUGGACAAGUCAGCGAUCCCGGCGGCGCUGAUGGAGAAGAACCCGAAGCCAGAUCCGCGGGAGGCGGUGCGGACGCGGCGGAUCGCGAUGUACGAGUACACGAAGAACGGCACCGACGAGCCGACGCACCUGUACCUCAACGGCGUGUCCUACACGGACCCCGUGACGGAGACGCCGAGGGAGGGGACGUCGGAGCUGUGGGAGGUGAUCAACCUGACGGACGACAACCACCCGCUGCACGUGCACCUGGCUCUCUUCGCGGCGCUGGACCAGCGCUCGCUCCGCCGCGCCGGUGAGUUCAGGGACUGCAUGCGUGGGAACGCCGCCGACGGCGCCGGCGGGCGGAACGACGUGGUCAAGUGUCGCAUGGGAAGGCACCUCGCCGGCGGGAGGCGGCACAAGGUGCCGAGGCAGGAGCGCGGGUGGAAGAACGUGUUCAAGGUUAGGCCGGGAUCUGUGACGCGGCUGCUCGUCAGGUUUAAGCCGCUGGAGGAAGAGAAGGAUGGGGAUCAGAUGACUCAAGGCGGCGGCGGACGAUUCCCGUUUGAUGUCACCGCCGGCCCCGGCUACGUCUACCACUGCCAUAUUUUGGACCACGAAGACAACGAGAUGAUGAGGCCCAUGAAGAUUGUGCGCUAGAUGGCUGGCCAUGAAGCUCGAUCGAAGACUCGAUGUUGCAAAUCCACGAAGACCAUCUUUUAUUAUAGUGAUAGCUUGUUGAUUGUUGAGAACAAAUAAAAUGUGCGAAAAUCGACAUGCUUGGCAAAUCAAAUCAGGUGGUUUAUUGGUAUACGUGUUAAUUGUGAGAUCAGAAUCGACAUGCUUGACGAA
This is a messenger RNA of Brachypodium distachyon (stiff brome), 2456 nucleotides long. RefSeq names its product multicopper oxidase LPR1 homolog 2. The transcript is spliced from 3 exons. Gene Ontology annotation, molecular function: copper ion binding; oxidoreductase activity. The record is from RefSeq and is a predicted model, not a curated record. Lineage: Eukaryota; Viridiplantae; Streptophyta; Magnoliopsida; Poales; Poaceae. Bases 417 to 2264 code for a protein of 615 amino acids.